Molecule: messenger RNA, 654 nt
Organism: Paramecium sonneborni
Lineage: Eukaryota; Ciliophora; Oligohymenophorea; Peniculida; Parameciidae
Source: the annotation of a GenBank genome assembly
UAAAUAUUUAAUCUAAUAUUUAAAUGGAUAUUAUUGAUUUUAACAAGCAAAACUCUGUAAAAAAAGUUGGUAAUUUUAUUUGCUUAUUGAGAUAGUCAAAAAAAAGGUUAUUAUAUAAGCACCUGUUGUUUCAAAACCACAAAUUAAUAAAGAUUAUUAUAACAAGGCAUUAGAGAGAAUCAUUCAAUUAUUGAAAGAAAAUAACCCAUCCUUAGCCACUUAAACUAAUAUACAACUUGAGAAACCAUAAAUUGACAAAUUGGGAACAAAGAAAACUUUGUGGAAGAAUUUUGAUGCAAUAUGUAAUUAAAUGAAUCGGGAAGCAUAACAUGUGAGUCAAUACUUUUUAAUUGAGUUGGGUACUGAAGGGUAUUUAUUAAAAAUUAUAUGUAGAUCUCAAGCUGAUGAAAAAUUAAUCAUUAAAGGAAGGUAUACAAGUACUUAAAUCGAAACAUUAAUCAAAAAAUAUUUGUGUAAAUAUUUAUUAUUUAAAUUUUAGAUGAAUAUGUCUUAUGUUCAUUGUGUAAAAGUUCUGAUACUACACUCAUUAGAGAUGUUGAAUCUAGACUCUAUAGUAAAGAAUGUAAAAAUUGUAAAGCCACUAAAACUGUUGCAACACUCAAAAUUUCUAAUAAGAGAUAAAAAUGAUUAAUC